This is a messenger RNA of Erythranthe guttata (spotted monkey flower), 1368 nucleotides long. RefSeq names its product protein ROH1A. Lineage: Eukaryota; Viridiplantae; Streptophyta; Magnoliopsida; Lamiales; Phrymaceae. The record is from RefSeq and is a predicted model, not a curated record.
AUGCCGGCGACUGAUCACAAUCAAGGCUCGUUCCUGAACCGCAUAAGCAUCCGCCGGAGCCAGUUCGCCGCCGUCGAUCACAUCCACGACCAGGAAGUCGUUGACCUUGACCUCUUCCAGAGACACGUCUCCGAUCGCUUCUCCCUUCUUCUAUCACCUUCCACCACCACCACCACCACCACCACCACCACAGACUCACACGAGACGCACCACACUCAUCCGCCGCCGCCGCCGCAGAUACUCUCUAUCUCCUGGCUGCGCAACCUCCUCGACGCCUUCCUCUGCUGCGAGGCGGAAUUCAAGGCCGUCCUCGUCUCCGGCCGCGACCCGGCCCAGUUUUCACGGCCGCCGCUCGACCGCCUCGUACCGGACCUCCUCGAACGCUCCGUCAAGGCCCUCGACGUCUGCAACGCCGUCACCCACGGCGUCGAUAUCGUCCAGCACUGGCACAAACUCGCCCAGAUCGCCGUCACAUCCCUAAGUCAGAAUCCCGUCGGAGAGGGGCAGGUCCGGCGAGCAAAGAAGGCCCUCACCACCUUGCUAACCCUCAUGGUCUCCGAUGACAACAAGGAGAACAACGCCACCACCACCACCACCAAUAACGCUCACGCCACCAAAUGGGCGGACAGAACCCGUUCCUUCAGCCGCCGUGGCGCCGCCGCCGCCACCACCACCAAUAAUAAAGAACGCCCCACCGGUAAAAACCUCCGGUCACUUUCAUGGUCCGUGUCGAAAUCCUGGUCGGCGGCGAAGCAGAUCCAAACAAUGUCAGCCAAUCUGGUUGCGCCACGUGGCGCCGAGUCGACCGGGCUGGCGCAGCCGGUCUACAUAAUGAACACACUAAUCGUAUUCAUAACGUGGGCACUCGUGGCGGCAAUCCCAUGUCAGGAGAGAAACGGGCUGCCGACGCAUUUCCAGAAUAUUCCGAGGAAUCUAGGGUGGGCCCAGCCAUUGAUAGGGCUGCAGGAGAAAAUAGGAGAAGAGUGGAAGAAGAAGGAGAAGAAAGGUACAGCUGGAUUGUUGGAGGAGCUGAAAGAGAUGGAGAAGGUGGCCAAUUCGCUACUCGAAUUUGCCGACGGAUUUGAGUUCCCGAUGGAAGAGGAGAAGGCGGCAGGGAUGGCGGUGAAGGUGGCGGAGAUGGGGGAGAUAUGCCGGAGGAUGGAGGAGGGGCUGGGGCCCCUAAAUCAGCAAGUUAGGGAAGUGUUUCAUAGGAUAGUGAAGAGUAGAGCAGAGGUUCUUGAUGUUCUUGAUCAUAUUCAAGUCUGUAAACACUCUGCACCACUUCCUUAUUGAUCCAUCACUCACCAUUUUCCAUUUUGUGUACAUUUAUUUAUUUUAUUUUAUUAAUUAUUGGAAUUUACGAGUUCA